Molecule: messenger RNA, 2689 nt
Organism: Branchiostoma belcheri (Belcher's lancelet)
Lineage: Eukaryota; Metazoa; Chordata; Leptocardii; Amphioxiformes; Branchiostomatidae
Product: pyridoxal kinase-like
Exons: 10
Coding region: 195-1100 (301 amino acids)
Biological process (GO): pyridoxal 5'-phosphate salvage
Cellular component (GO): cytosol
Molecular function (GO): pyridoxal kinase activity
Source: RefSeq, a predicted model, not a curated record
CAACUUUGUUCCCAAAGGUGACCUCUAGUCACAGAUCAUACCAGUUACUACCGGUAACCUAGACGUACGCACACUCAGAUCGAAGGACACUCAGGACGAACAGACAACAGCUAGAGACGUCUUCUACUCUUCCCCGAGUCUUCAGGGUUCUUGUGUCGCGUGAGGGAGCGGUGUUGUGAGGUUGUGUGGACGCUAUGGCUGAAGAGGACUGCCGGGUGUUGUUGGUACAGAGCCACGUGGUGUCCGGAUACGUGGGAAACAAAUCUGCCGUUUUUCCCUUGCAGGUUCUUGGGUUUGAGGUGGAUUACAUCAACUCUGUACAAUUUUCCAACCACACAGGGUACAAGAGUUUUAAGGGUCAGGUUCUGAAUGCUGAUGAGUUGAGGGAACUAUUUGAUGGCCUGAAGGCCAACAACAUCAACAACUACAGCUACCUGGUUACUGGGUACAUCGGUUCUGUGUCAUUCCUGGAGGGGGUUCUUGAAAUGGUGAAGGAAUUCAAGAAGGUCAAGCCAGACCUACUGUAUGUAUGUGACCCUGUGAUGGGAGACAGAGGCUUUAUGUAUGUUCCCAAAGAGCUGCUGCCUGUGUACCAAGAGAAGAUCAUCCCUCAUGCAAACCUCAUCACACCUAACCAGUAUGAGGCUGAGUUGUUGACUGGCAUGAGUAUUAAGACCAAGGCGGAUGCUAUCCAGGCGAUGGACAUGUUCCAUGAGAAAGGUGUGCAGUCAGUGGUCCUGUCCAGCUGUGAGUUUGACUCCAGUGAUACCCUGGUCCUGCUAGGCAGUCAGAUCAAUGGUGGUGAGAAGAAGAGGAUUGAGUUAGAGAUGCCCAAGUUGAACCUGAACUUCACCGGCACAGGUGACCUGUUCACGGCAUGUCUGUUGGCCUGGGUGCACAAACAUCCCAAGGACUUGGCUACUGCCUGUGAGAAGACCAUCGCCACAAUGCAGGCUGUUUUACAGAGGACAUUGGAUUAUGCACGAAGAGUGGCAGGUGAGGGUAACAAGCCGACGGCCGCACAGCGAGAGCUUCGUCUCAUCCAGAGCAAGAAGGACAUCGAAGAGCCGUCGGUUACAAUAAAGGCCAAACCUCUUUAACCCACAACAAACAUGUAGAUAUCUGGCAGGGCUCAAAUAACAAACAUUACCAUAGCAUGUGAUAAACUGAGAUAUGUAAAUUUCUUCCCUUAUAAAUUUUGACAUUAGAGAUGUCAUGAGCAAAAAAAAAUACAGAUAUCAGGGAUUUAACUGUUAAUUACACAUAGAGCAUUACUGGCUGAUUGGAAUUUGGUUCCUUUUGAAUUUGAAACCACAUUAAUAUUUGUCAAAAUUUGUAAGUUCUGAUGCCAAAGCAGUAUCUAAUUUGUAAACUGGACUUUGAAUGUUACCUUGGUCAAUUGUAUAAUAUUGUGGCAUUGAUAAUUUAAUGGCAAUCUAUUACAUUUGUAUAACUUAUGAUUAUGCUGGGCACCCUAAGACUUCCAAAUUGAAAAAUAUAUUAUGUAAUCAUUAAUUAAUCAAUAAUUAUGAACUUUUUCUAUCUGUGGUUGAAGUUAUCACUGUUUGAGCCUUGCCAAGAUAAAGGUACAAGUAAAUAUCAACAAAAUACUGUACCUGCAGGCUACACAUAAACCAGGGGCCAGAGGGCAAGACAUUUGCCAACAAUAGAUAAAUGUUAAAUAUACUAUUCCUUGAGCUUCAGUUUAGAGUAUUUUAGAUAAAAAGAUGUAGGAACAAAUGUCUAUAAAUCGUGCUAUGAGUACCGAUAUGGUAGGAAAGUCUAGAUUGGACCCUACUGUCUGGCAUGCUUGAAAAAUGUUGUUAAUGUGACCAAUCAGCACCUUCCUUCUUUUUUUAAAACUGGAAAAUUGUGCAUCCAUCUAAAUACUUGAGUAAGAAUAAUCCCAAUUGACCAGAAACUUGGAGGUAAUUUUUGCUUGAUAGCAUUCCUCAGGAUGAAUAGUUUUAAAGACGCACAAAAAUGCAAAAAUUGGAAUAAUAUUUUAAAAUUUUGAUUCUUGAUAUAGCAAACAUUGCAAGAGGUGAAGCAUUAGUACAAGAAAGCACACACUAUUGUGCACUUUACAACAUAAAAGCCCCCAAAGCCAGUAAUACAUAGAUGUACACUACUUUUUCAGAUUCUUCUCAAUUUCUUUUUGCAAAUCUUCACUCUGCAAAGUCUUGUGCGUUUUUCUGUGCAGAAAUAUGAAAUGGAGUGUCCACGAGGAUCUACAUGUGGGUUGGGAGUAGACUGGAAUCCAGCAAAAGUUUGAUCACAGAACAUGAACUUUCUGACUACACAGUGUACUUCCAACUGAAAUUCUGGUUGAUGCAGAGGACGUUUAGCAUAAAAAUUAUGCAAAUGUUGCUGACCAACUCCCAAUCACAGAUAGCCUUGCUCAUGACUAGCUCCUACCUUGGUCUAGGGCAAAUUGGAAAAUUUUGUGUGGUCAAGGUGUGACAGGCUUUAGUCAUAAGAAGGCGUAUUCACAAAAUGAUAUGUUUCUCAAGACAUAUUUUCCUGGCUACAGAAAUAUUCUUGAAUGUAUAACUCGGAAAAUGUAUGUAUCAUGGUGAUGUUAAAGUUAUUGGUGGAAGGUUCUCUUAAAUAGGUGCAGUUUAUGAAUAAUGAAAUGUGUGAAGUAUCAUGUAUUUGACUUGAUAUUAUUAAAGACUGAAGUCAUGGU